UUCGGCACUAUAUGACAGUUUUCAGAGUGAGUGGCUGAAAGUGGCUGUUCACUGCAUGCAGAGUAGUGGUAGUUAUUGUAUUAUCUCUCUAUUACAUUACAUUUAAACCAGUACUGUACGUAAGUACAAUUUUGAGGUACUUGUACUUCAGUAUAUCCAUUUCCUGCUGUCUUAUACUCCUACUCAACUACAUUUUAGAGGGAAAGGGCUGCAGUUACUUUUCAGAAGAGGAUUUCACAUACAAUACAUAUGCUCAUUUUAUAAAAUAUGAUUGUUAUAGAUUAGAUUUACCAACAGUAUAGAAAGUCGUUAGCUCCACCUCAAUCACAUACAACAUUUAUGUAUUGCUCACUUACAUGAGUACUUAUACUUUUGACAUAGUUAUUGUUGAAGGAUUUUUAUCUAUCUAAUUAUCCAGUUUAACAAACAAAAGAAAAAUACUCUCUCACCAUCAGAAAUGACAUGUUUGGUUCUUGAUUCUGGAAAGAAGAGUUACUUUUAACAGGCAAAUAAGACUCCCCUAAAGAGAGAAACGAACAAAUCAUGGUAUUUGUAAAUUGGCUUUUGAACUUAGGGACAUUUUUUAAAUACUUUUCUCUUUCCUGUUCAGUGCUUGCUUUGGCAAUUCCUUCCCUUAUUACCGAAAGAAAAAUUUGGUGUCCAAUAGGUUUAAUGACAGCCAAGUUUGUCACUUUGUGCUCAAUAUGCUCUACUCACCAUCAACAGUCACCAUUUCUGUUUCACUAUCACUAGUUCUGGAAAAAAAAAGACAUAGUAAUACUCUUGUCUUAAAGAGUCAUCCCCACCACUGAGAGCAACACAAACACAGCAUGUAUUGAGUUAAAGUUUGUUUCCUUUUCUUACUGGGCAGUAUACUGGCAGCUUAAUAAAAGCUGGAUGGAAAAUUUUCCUGCUCACAUGUACCUCAGGUCCAAGCCUAGCAGACAGCACUUUCUUCUCUCACAGACAGCAACACAGACACAAUGAUGAAAUUAAGGACUUUAAUUUUCACAUCUGUUAUGCUCCCGUGGAUCCUGUCCUCAGCGGCGAAUGAAUACAUGGAAGCAAGAAAACCUGAGGAAGACACGGUAGACUUCCCUGACUACGGCAUCACUCACGACACAGACACUAACUCUGUAGCAGGUCCAAAAGCUGAAGAGUUGCCAACAUGUCUACUGUGUGUUUGCCUGAGUGGAUCCGUUUACUGCGAGGAGGUGUCCCCUGAAAUGUCAGCUGUCCCAGCGCUGCCGAAGGAAACGGCAUAUCUCUAUGCACGUUUCAACAAAAUCACAAAAAUAAGCAAUGGAGACUUUGCAGACAUGGCAACAUUAAAAAGAAUUGACCUAACUGGGAAUCUCAUUGCUGAGAUAGAAGAUGGAGCUUUUUCAAAACUUCCAAAUCUUGAGGAGCUCACCCUUGCGGAAAACAAACUGACUAGGCUUCCCAUACUUCCCGUCAAGCUAGUAUCACUCAAUGCCAACUUCAACAAGCUGACAACCCAGGGUGUAAAGGCGAAUGCUUUUAAAAAACUCACGAAACUGGAGUAUCUUUACCUCGGAAACAACGAGAUGACAGCGGUGCCCAACCUUCCAGAGUCUCUUCACGUUGUGCACCUGCAUAACAACAAGAUCGCAUCGAUAACAGAUGAGACGUUCUGCAAAGGAAACACCAGUUACUACAUACGGAGCAACAUGGAUGAGGUGAGACUGGAUGGGAACCCCGUCAUACUGUCCAAUCAUCCCAACAGCUUCAUCUGUCUGCACACUCUCCCUCUCGGAUGGUACAACUGAAAUAACCAAAGCAUGCUUUUGACAAAUGUAAACCUCUGGGGGAAAUUCUGUGUAAACUGAGAGAGUGUAGGAUGCAGAUACAGAUGGUAAAAUAUUACAAAAUACAGUUCAUAAGUUACAUUUUUAUAUACUCAAUAAAUCAAUUGUACAGUUCAGGACUUUAAACGUUUCAGCAGUGAAUCUCAUGCAGCUUAACUGUUUUUUUUUUAUAAUCAGAUAAAAUUUAUAGAAGAGCAAGAUUUAGCCAAGAGGGAAGAAAGAGCGAGUGGUUUUUGUUUCUUAUCGGUGCUAUCUGCCAGUAUUAAAAACAUCUGUGCAAAAUCAUCCAAGAUAUCUAUAAAUACAGUGAUACUUUUUCGUAAUUUUUUGUUUUGUUACAGUUUGGCUGACAGCUUUUUUUCAUCUUUGUAGAUGCUAUGCAAUGUUUUAGAAUCAAAUCAUUAGUGAGACCUUGGUAUGGCUAUUAUGAACAAAUGAGGCCACUGUUUUCAGCCUUGAUCUCACACUAGUGCUAUUAUUACUGCUAAUGUUUCUUAAGCUGAGGACCAUAUUAACAAUAAAAUGUGCAUGUUGGAAGUUGA
Messenger RNA from Thunnus maccoyii (southern bluefin tuna), 2371 nucleotides. It is a transcript of the gene ognb, whose product is annotated as osteoglycin, paralog b. Bases 984 to 1790 code for a protein of 268 amino acids. NCBI's taxonomy places the organism in Eukaryota, Metazoa, Chordata, Actinopteri, Scombriformes, Scombridae. The record is from RefSeq and is a predicted model, not a curated record. The transcript is spliced from 6 exons. Gene Ontology annotation, molecular function: protein binding.